ACACACACACACAGCUUCAGCCCUGUGAUUCUCCGCUCCUGGCUGCUUUCCACAUUCCGCCCACCUCUCCAAACCCAGGCAUCCUGGCCUCCAGAUGCAGCAGCUGCCUGUGGCUCCCCCCACCCCAGCCCCGUGACUCAGGCUCUCUGAAGGGACCAGCCGGCUUCUUGGCAUUCACUGGGAAAGGGCGGGGGGUGCAGGGCAGGGGGGCUGGGUGGUGACAUCAUCAUGGAAGGGUAUAAAAGCUUCAAGCCAAAACAAUUGAAGACAAAACCUGCCCGUGUAGCCCGUGCUCCUGGGGACACCCUAGCCUUUCACCCACAGCCCUCUGGCCUGAGAUCUGCACUGCUGGGAGACCUCCCCGCUGACUCCAAUGCUGGGCUCUCCCUGCCUUCUGUGGCUCCUGGCUGUCACCUUCUCCUUAGUGGCCAGAUCACAGCUCUUGACCCCUCAAGACUUUAAGGAAGAGGAGGAAGAUGAGACACUACGGCCGCCUCUGCCUGCUGUCCUCUGUGACUACGACAGUUGCCGCCACCUGCAGGUGCCAUGCAAGGAGCUGCAGAGGGCCGCCCCCAGGGCCUGCCUGUGCCCUGGGCUCUCCAGCCCUGCCCAGCCUCCUUACCCUCCGCGCCUGGGAGAAGUGCACGUGGUGGCUGAGACGGGCAGCGCCGUGGUGCACUGGUGUGCCCCCUCCUCCCCGGUCCACCAGUACUGGCUGCUGCUUUGGGAAGGCAGUGGGGCUGCCCAGAAGGGGCCCCCCCUCAACUCUACAGCCCGCAGAGCAGAACUGAAGAGGCUGAAGCCUGGGGGCACUUAUGUCGUUUGCGUGGUGGCUGCAAAUGGAGCUGGAGAAAGCAGCGUGCCAGAGGCAGGUGGGGAGGGCCUUGAUGGGGUGAGUGGCCCUACUUUCGGGCCCUGCGGCAGGCUGGCCGUGCCCCCCAGGUCCCUGACCCUGGUCCACACAGCUGUUGGGGUGGGCACAGUUCUGGUCCUGCUGACUUGCUCUGCUCUGGUUUGGCACUUCUGCUUGCGUGAGCGCUGGGGCUGCCCCCACCGCGCAGCCUCCCUACCAACAGCAGGGCUCUGAAGCAACCUGGGGGCCUCUUAGGCCUGGCUGAGUCUGGGCUUGGAGAGGAGAGGUCGGCCUGGACUCCUUGGGAGGAGGCGGUUGCCGCUGCUGCCCAGAACAGCCCAGAACAGCCCAGAGGGCAGAGUAGAAGGCCAGGUGCCUGGGCCACAACUGAGUCUCAGUGCUUAGCCUGAGAGCUUGCUCAGGCCCCAAACUCUCCGUUCUGCUCCACACUGAGGGUUGGAAAGGAGCAGAGAAGCUUGCAAUUUUUUACUUAAAGGACCAGAUAGUAAACAACGUAGGCUUUGCAUUUCCAGAGGACAAAAUCAAAGGUGAUUUGUAGGUACUUCUAUAGCCAUGUAAUCAUGUAAACACGUAAAAAACAUUCUUAGCUCAUCGGCCCUACAAAUCAGGCCCUGGCUAUAUUAGGCCUGUUGGCUGUAGUUAGCUGAUCCCAAUCCCUGCCAUAUACCCUCCAAAGGGCCCUGUCACCUUGGUGGCUUUGGUGGGAUUUUUGAGAACAAGCUGCUGCAGGAUAGGAGUUUGGGGCAAGACUACUUCCUCUUUUACCUUUUAUUUAGAUCUAGAGGAUGUGCACACCUGAGUCCAAAUCCACCUGUCUGAAGUGGAGAUAAAUUACAUGGGUUGGAGAACCACAGACUGCCUAACUACUUUCUGAGGCAUUUCCCAGAUCCAAGGAUUUCCCCCACUUUCCCUAAAUCUGUGUUUGUUGUAUAUCCACUGUACCAACAUUAAAGGAAAUAUAAAAGGAAGAUA
Molecule: messenger RNA, 1846 nt
Organism: Canis lupus familiaris (dog)
Lineage: Eukaryota; Metazoa; Chordata; Mammalia; Carnivora; Canidae
Gene: LRRN4CL
Product: LRRN4 C-terminal like
Exons: 2
Coding region: 374-1087 (237 amino acids)
Molecular function (GO): protein binding
Source: RefSeq, a predicted model, not a curated record